GUAUAAUUUAAUGAAAAGAAAUUGAUAAACAAAAUAACAUGUAAAUGAAAUUUUGGAGGAAUAAAAAUUAUCCUCUAUUUAUUUCGAAGCGAAAAACUUUAGCCGGCUCGAGCUAAGUUGUGCGGGAUGCAGACCGGUUUAAACGACACCGAGCGAAGCUCCGAAGUCCGUAGUACCCAAGCUGCGUAACAACUGGAAACUCACGACUCUUGUGUUCUGCCCUUCACUCAUCUAAUGCUGCGUGCUGGUAGACAUGGAGGUCGCGAUUUGUUCUCAAAUCUCCUCAAAAUCUCAUCUUGCUCAGAAUUCUUUCUUCACUCUUCUCCAUUUUCUUCAACGCCAAGAACCGCCACCAACUAUCCCUUAUCACUUACCAAGCAAUUGCCUCAAGUUUCAGCUUCAAAAGCUGUAAGUUCUUCUGCUGUUCGUUCCAUUGCUGCUUUGCUCUCUGCUCCGACCGUCCAAUGUAAAGAUUUUGAUGACUUGUUAAAGGAUUAUAACGACAAGUUAAAUUCAAAACUUGUGCUUCAUAUUCUGAUGAAUUAUAAGCAGUUAGGUAGAGUUAAAACCUUGGAGUUCUUCUCCUGGGCUGGAACCCAAACGGGUUUCCAGUUUGAUGACUGUGUCAUUGAGUACAUGGCUGAUUUCUUGGGUAGGAGGAAGCUCUUUGAUGAUAUCAACUGUCUCUUGCUCACUAUCUUGUCUCAUAAGGGGGGGCUUUCGUGCCGGGUUUUUUCAAUUUGUAUUAGGUUUUUGGGUAGGCAGGGGAGGGUUGCAGAAGCCCUUUCUCUGUUUCAAGAAAUGGAAACUACAUUUAGGUGUAAACCUGAUAAUAUUGUCUGUAACAAUAUUCUCUAUGUGCUUUGCAAGAAGGAGACAUCUGGGGAACUGAUUGAUGUUGCCCUCACUAUUUUUCACAGGAUUGAUGUUCCCGAUACCUAUUCAUAUAGUAAUAUUCUUGUUGGUUUAUGUAAAUUUGGUAGGCUUGAGACUGCCCUCCAGGUUUUUCACAAAAUGCAUAGAGCGGGUUUGGUCCCGACCAGGUCAGCAGUGAAUGUUCUUAUUGGGCAGUUGUGUUUGUUAAGUGCUAAGGAAGGAGCAAUUGAGAAAGUUAGAGUGAAAAAUGUUUCUAGACCAUUUACAAUUUUGGUUCCAAAUGUGAGCUCAAAGAAGGGUGCUAUAGAGCCUGCAGUUUCUGUGUUUCGGAAAGCUCAUGAUUCGGGUUUGUUACCUAGUGCUUUUGUUAUAGUUCAGCUUCUGUCAGAGCUAUGUAGAUUGGAGAAGUUGGAAGAAGCAUUUAAGAUUCUGAAGGUUGUUGAGCAGAGAAAGAUGAGUUGCUUGGAAGAGGGCUAUUCUGUUCUUGUGCAAGCUUUCUGUGAACGUAAUUUGGUCGAGAAAGCUAGCUUUUUGUUUGGGAGAACGCUAUCCCUUGGUGUGAAGCCAAAGUUGGUUGUUUAUAACUCCAUGAUUUGCAUGCUAUGCAAAGCAGGAAUUUUGGAUGAUGCUGAAAGGGUGUUCAAGAUUAUGAACAAAGAGAGAUGUCUUCCUGAUAAUGUAACCUAUAAUGCUCUAGUCAAUGCUUAUUGUGAAGCAAGGAAUUGGAAAGCUGCUUACAGUUUGUUGACAGAAAUGUUGGGCCUGGGUUUGACUCCAAAUUUUCACACAUUUACUUUGGUGGACAAACUUUUGACGGAAAAUGGGCAGGUGGAUUUGUGUUUCAAAUUGGAAGGUAAAUUGGAAACACAGAUCUUGCUCAAGCACUGUAAAGUUGGUCAAUUGGAAGUUGCUUAUCAGAAACUGAACUUGAUGAUUGGAAAAGGUUUCCACCCACCAGUGUAUGUAUGUGAUGCUUUCCAACAGGCAUUUCAAAAGUAUGGUAAGUUGAAAAUAGCUCGUGAAUUGCUUGACAAGAUGGAUAAAGUUUGCAAGCAUGACGAGGAGAGAAAAAACUAGAAGUUCUUAGUAAGCUAUCAGCAGGCAGUUCCCUCUUACCUUGCCAAGGGUUGAAGGGGAAAUUUGGGACAAACCUGACAUGCUGCCAAGAAUAACAAGGUGGAUACCUCAUUUUUUAAUACCAAAUGGGAACAAAUUCUUAAGAAUGUUUGCUUGUUAGCAUUCAGUAAGAAAUCUCUAAUAGAAAGAACUAAUAUUUUCUAUGCUCUCUCUGUCCUUCAAGGCAAGAACUUCCGGAUGGAACUGCUCAAAUUAAAAUGGAGUCAAGUAGAAUCAUUGCAUGGUUCUUGAAACAUCAAGGGGACGCCUUUCUUGAACUGUUUGAAGCUAUGUUGGAUUGAUCAAGUUCUAUGCGAAUUGCUGGCCCGUUUCUACACUUCACAAUUUAUGGACAACCGUUGGUGGUUAUUUAUUUCUGUCCAUGACAUUAUCAUGUGCGACUUUGUUUUGGAGGAGAUAGAAACGCGGGAGCAAGUUCGGUUGAACCACCACAAGUUGGUUCGUUGAGACCUUCUGAGCAAAGCAGAUAUGAUCUUUCGGACUGGUGAACAUACAGCUGUAUCAUCAAUGAUCUGAGCAAAACAGAUAUGAUCUUUUUGUAUAACCAACUUCUCGAAGAUGAAGUGCAUUUUAGAGACCUUAGAGGACCAAUAACUCUUCAUCAGAUAAACAUGUUUGGGCUCUGGCUGUUUUGCAGAAAAUAGAAAGAGUUUUUUCUGUUACCGAAUUUAAUAUUGAAACAGUAUACUAGAGAAAGAAUUUGAUUUGCCAGAAGCUGUAAACCUUUUAAUCUUUACUUAUACUAUUUGCUUGGAAGAAUUAUUGCUUAUACUAUUUGCUUGGAAGAAUUAUUGCUUACUCUUGAUAGCAAAUCUUCCAAUCAGCAGCCACUCUGAUCUUAACCGGGAUAUGAAAAUAGUAUAUGAUUGAUGGAA
Theobroma cacao (cacao) is the source of this 2888-nucleotide messenger RNA. NCBI's taxonomy places the organism in Eukaryota, Viridiplantae, Streptophyta, Magnoliopsida, Malvales, Malvaceae. The record is from RefSeq and is a predicted model, not a curated record.